AUGGCUGACGAAUUUGACCUCGAAGCACUCGUGCACCUGGAACAGACGUUCUACGACGCCGGGUAUACUGACGGCUUUGCCCAUGGACGUAUUCAUGGGCUGAUCGAAGGUCGAGCACUCGGACGCGAGAAGGGCUUCGAGAUAUGGGAGGAGAUUGGAUUUUAUGAGGGAUUUGCUACCACUUGGCAAGCGAUAUAUGCAAAGCAUGGCCACAACGACCAGCGCGCAAUACACCACAUCAAGCAUCUACUUGAUCUCAUAUCACAGUUCCCACAAACAAAUCCCUCUAGCGCUGCAGUAGCAUCUGGUGCCACGGAAGAGAUCGAUAUUUCGAAGCUGCAGCGCCAGAUUCGAUCACGAUACAAGGCAUUAUGCGCAUCGCUCGGUGUAAAGCCUACGCUGAGGGCGGUCGAUGCAGAAUCCACUGAGGAUGGUGGUGUUCAAAGUGCGGAUCAGCAGAAACAAGUGUGGAGAUUAGAAGAAGAUGCAAGAAGACCGACGAUGCAAGGACUGAGUUUUUGA
This is a messenger RNA of Suillus clintonianus, 522 nucleotides long. RefSeq lists its product as uncharacterized. The record is from RefSeq and is a predicted model, not a curated record. The transcript is spliced from 3 exons. NCBI's taxonomy places the organism in Eukaryota, Fungi, Basidiomycota, Agaricomycetes, Boletales, Suillaceae. The coding region runs from base 1 to 522 and encodes 173 amino acids.